This is a messenger RNA of Dromaius novaehollandiae (emu), 9652 nucleotides long. RefSeq names its product NEDD4 like E3 ubiquitin protein ligase. The coding region runs from base 198 to 4067 and encodes 1289 amino acids. Gene Ontology annotation, cellular component: cytoplasm. The record is from RefSeq and is a predicted model, not a curated record. NCBI's taxonomy places the organism in Eukaryota, Metazoa, Chordata, Aves, Casuariiformes, Dromaiidae. Gene Ontology annotation, molecular function: protein binding; sodium channel inhibitor activity; ubiquitin protein ligase activity. Gene Ontology annotation, biological process: regulation of dendrite morphogenesis; protein polyubiquitination; ubiquitin-dependent protein catabolic process. The transcript has 28 exons.
AUUGCUCUUAUCCAAUCAUGCCUGGAAUGCCGCUUGCCACUUGGGCUAUUUCUGCUAUCUGUCGCUAUCAGUGCUGCAGUGCUAACCGUUUGGCAGAUGGGACGCUUUUUCUUGGAGUUUAUGCCUUUGGUUUUUAACUUCUGGCAGUGCCUGAAUUGUUGCUGUUCUGCUUCUCCUUUCCUUCUCCCUGCAAAACCAUGGCCCAUCGCCUGCGGUUUCAUUUUGGCUCUGGGCGAAGCAACACGGCCCCCGAGUCUGAGAUCCUCGACCGGGAGAGAGAAGAUGACUUUUUCAUGGCAUUCCACACGUUGCCGAGAAGAAGCAGUCCUCACGCUUUUUCCCGACACGGAGCGGAUUAUGGUGGUGGUGGCGGCAGCGACUUGCAAGAAGUGGGCUCCUUGAAAAGGAGUACAUCCAUGUUUAUUCCCCAGCUGCUGAACAGCAUUGAUGUGCGGCCAACGAGAAGCUCGUCUAUGCAGAUCUCGCUUCAGCGCAAGGCUGUGAACGGCUGUGCCGACGAGUGCGGAACCCCGGCGUCUCCCGAGGAGACGCUUCCCUGUAAAUUCUCAGAGUUUCAGGAGCAUUACGCGUCCCCCGUUGAAAACCGUUCUUCCUCUCCAAGCAGUCCGGAGGUGACUCCUGGAAACUCUCCACCCAGGCUGCCGGAAGAGCCGUGGCAGCAGAUCAAUGGGACCGUUUGCUGUAAUCGCAGGAUAUUUUGUACUAUUCCUUCUAACAGCCAGAGCGAUGAUGCUUCAUCCGCUACCCAGGAAGACGAGGCGAGCGAAGCAUCUUCAGGUCUAAACAUAAGCGGUGUGAGGAUUCAGCAUCGGGCUUCGAGUGCAGAGGUGCCCCAGGUGACUGUGUUGCCCUUCGGUUCUGAGGCCCAAAACAGCGCUGCCAGCCCUGAACCCCGGCGCUGGUCUCUGCAGCACGUGCCAGAUAUGUCGGCAAAUUCGGGGAAGAAGUUCUUUGUUCUUCAGCUGCAGCAACCGCAGGCGAGUGGUGCGGGUACGGGGGGUGACUAUAACUUUGGUUUCACUGGAACAAAAGGGGAUCGACUGGUCAGGUACCCGCGGAUCCGGCUGGAAAGGAGCACUUCCUACCCCGUCCCGCCGCGGCCAGAGCAGGUCAGCCCCACGGAGGACGGGCUGGAUUCAGAGCCGCACGGAAACGGCAGGAGUGGGCCAGAAAUAUCCAGAAGCGAUUCGGUGGAGAGGGUUCCCCAAGGACAGGGGUGCCUGUUCAAGAUCCGACCGGACCAGAACACGAGGCAGCAGCACUUCCGAAUCCUCGUGACGCGCGGUCCGGAAGAGCAGAAGCAGGCGGCUGCUGCGGAGGGCCGCGGCACCCCUGCGCCGGCCUCAGCCAGCCCCGCGACUAGAGACGACUUCCUGGGCCAGGUGGAUGUGCCGCUCAGUCACCUUCCGACUGAAGACCCAACCAUGGAAAGGCCAUACACGUUUAAGGAUUUCCUUCUCCGACCAAGAAGCCACAAAUCUCGUGUAAAGGGUUUCUUGAGGCUGAAGAUGGCUUAUAUGCCCAAAAACGGCGGCCAAGAGGAAGAGAAUAGCGAUCAAAGGGAGGAAUCUGAGCAUGGAUGGGACGUGGUUGAUUCCAGUGACUCUGCGUCUCAGCGUCAGGAAGAGUUGCCACCUCCUCCACUGCCUCCUGGAUGGGAGGAAAAGGUGGACAACCUGGGACGGACUUACUACGUCAACCAUAACAACAGGACUACUCAGUGGCAUCGACCAAGUUUAAUUGAUGUGGGCUCUGAUUCAGAUAACAACAUCAGGCAGAUCAACCAAGAAGCAGCACAUAGACGGUUUCGCUCUCGGAGGCACAUCAGUGAGGAUUUGGAACCAGAACCUAUGGAGAGUGGAGACAUUCCUGAACCUUGGGAAACUAUUUCAGAGGAAGCAAGUGCAAGUGGAGAUUCCUUAAGCUUGUCCCUGCCGCCGCCACCUGCGUCCCCAGUGUCCCGAACCAGUCCUCAAGAGCUGUCUGAGGAGCUGAACAGAAGACUUCAGGUCACUCCUGAUUCCAAUGGGGAACAACUCAGUUCUUUGAUUCAAAGAGAUCCUUCUUCAAGGCUGAGAUCUUGCAGUGUAACAGAUACAGUUGCUGAACAGUCUCAGUUAUCCUUGCAGAGUGGUCCGUCUAGGAGAGCUCGUUCUUCAACUGUCACAGGUGGUGAGGAUCCAACGCCUUCAGUGGCCUAUGUACAUACUACACCAGGGUUACCGUCAGGCUGGGAAGAAAGAAAAGACGCUAAGGGCCGUACCUACUACGUCAAUCAUAACAAUCGAACCACAACUUGGACGCGACCUAUCAUGCAGCUUGCAGAAGAUGGCACGGCUGGGUCAGCAACCAACAGCAACAACCAUUUGAGUGAACCUCAGAUAAGACGGCCUCGUAGCCUCAGCUCACCCACAGUAACUUUAUCUGCUCCGCUUGAGGGCAUGAAGGACUCGCCCGUGCGCCGAGCUGUGAAGGACACCCUUUCCAAUCCGCAGUCCCCGCAGCCCUCGCCUUACAACUCCCCUAAACCGCAGCACAAAGUCGCCCAGAGCUUCUUGCCGCCGGGCUGGGAGAUGCGGAUAGCCCCCAACGGCAGGCCCUUCUUCAUUGAUCACAACACUAAGACUACUACCUGGGAGGAUCCAAGGCUGAAAUUUCCAGUGCAUUUGAGAUCAAAAGCUUCUUUGAAUCCUAAUGACUUGGGCCCUCUUCCUCCUGGUUGGGAGGAAAGAAUACAUUUGGAUGGAAGAACGUUUUAUAUAGAUCAUAGAAGCCAGGUGUUGAUAUGUGGAGACAUUGAUACCAGAGACUUAGUGCCCUCGUACGAUAAUAAAAUUACCCAGUGGGAAGACCCCAGGCUGCAGAACCCAGCGAUUACUGGUCCAGCAGUUCCGUAUUCCAGGGAGUUCAAGCAGAAGUACGACUACUUCCGGAAGAAGUUAAAGAAACCCGCUGAUAUACCAAACAGAUUUGAGAUGAAGCUGCACAGAAAUAAUAUCUUUGAGGAGUCCUACAGAAGAAUCAUGUCUGUGAAGAGACCCGAUGUACUAAAAGCCAGGCUCUGGAUUGAAUUUGAGUCAGAGAAAGGACUUGACUAUGGUGGUGUGGCCAGAGAAUGGUUCUUCCUCUUGUCCAAGGAGAUGUUUAAUCCUUAUUAUGGUCUCUUUGAAUAUUCAGCAACGGACAACUAUACACUUCAGAUUAAUCCUAAUUCAGGUCUUUGUAACGAAGAUCAUCUGUCGUAUUUCACGUUUAUUGGACGGGUUGCUGGUCUGGCAGUGUAUCAUGGGAAGCUGUUAGAUGGCUUCUUCAUCAGACCUUUUUACAAGAUGAUGCUGGGGAAACCAAUAACUCUGAAAGACAUGGAAUCAGUGGACAGUGAAUACUACAACUCCUUGAAGUGGAUCCUGGAAAAUGACCCCACAGAGCUGGAUCUCAUGUUUUGUAUAGAUGAGGAAAACUUUGGACAGACGUAUCAAGUUGACUUGAAGCCACAUGGGUCAGAAAUCAUGGUAACCAAUGAAAACAAAAGGGAAUACAUUGACCUCGUCAUCCAGUGGAGAUUUGUAAACAGAGUUCAAAAACAAAUGAAUGCUUUUUUGGAGGGAUUCACAGAACUUCUUCCUAUUGAUCUGAUAAAAAUUUUUGAUGAAAAUGAGCUAGAGUUACUGAUGUGCGGCCUUGGGGAUGUUGAUGUUAACGACUGGAGACAACACACAAUCUACAAAAACGGUUACUGUCCGAACCAUCCUGUUAUCCAGUGGUUCUGGAAGGCCGUUUUACUGAUGGAUGCUGAAAAACGGAUUCGAUUACUGCAGUUUGUUACUGGGACGUCACGCGUGCCUAUGAACGGAUUUGCUGAACUUUAUGGUUCAAAUGGUCCUCAGCUGUUUACAAUAGAGCAAUGGGGAAGUCCUGAUAAACUGCCCAGAGCUCACACAUGCUUUAAUCGCCUAGACUUACCUCUUUAUGAAUCUUUUGAAGAUUUACGAGAGAAGCUACUUAUGGCAGUUGAAAAUGCUCAAGGAUUUGAAGGAGUGGAUUAAAACAGCAGCUUUUUUCCCCCCUUCAAGCAAGUUCUGCUUGCACUUUUGCAUUUGCCUAAUGGACUCUGAGUGACUAUGGCAGAACAGUUGCACAAUGUUGGUUCAUGGAGCAAACACUUCUACAGUGCAGUUGCCUAAAUUCAGAAGUUUGAACUAUAAUCUGUGGAUUGUUUUUCUGACAUUUCCACAGCAAAUUACCAACUGGUUAACAUGUACUCUGAUUACAUUUCAGCAAGACUUGUUCUAUUUAUGUUGUGCCUCUGUAGGCAAAGCCCUUAAUAAAUAUUUUACAUAAUUUCUAAUGACAAUGAAUGGAAUUAAUCAUUUUACAGGUAUAGUAUUACAACUCAUGUUUACUUUUUAAUUGAUUUAGACUUUUUCAGAUUUUAUUUCAUUACAAUUAAAUAUCAUAUACUUGGAAAAAUGAGCAUUUUUCUUAUCUUAAUUUCAUACCAGACUUGAUGCCAGUGUCAUUUUUUCAAAGUGCAUUUUGAGCCUCAUGUUCCCAAACCAUUAAAGAAAAUAGGAGAAAGCUAUGUUGGAAGUUUUCUGUUCAUGGGCUGUAUCAAGAGCAACUCUAAAAACCUUUUCACUGAGCACAUAAAUAUUUUUCUGUAUCCAGAAGAAGUAAGGAUUGGAUGUUGCUUUUUUGUAUAGAUAAUAGAAUAGUUAAAAGUCAAGAGAGAAUCAUAACAUAGCAUGCCGAAUCUCAUGUUCAGUAAAGAAAUUGCCUCAUUAUUCCUUGGUAAUAUUUACAUGUACUAUAAAACAUUUUGGGGUAGGGUUGGCAUUAAUGAUUUUAGGAAAAUAUGCUUAACCCUGUCAUUAUCUUUGUACAGUGAUUCUUUUAUUAUCCUUUCCUCUUUACUGUUUGCAAUGGAGGCAUUUUGAAUGAGACCUGACACCGCGUGAUUUGGCGCUAUGGAAAACAGAUCUGUUUUGUCUCCUAUUUGUAUGCAUUUGCUAAUGAUAACUAAAUAACUAUUUUUUGUUUGUUUCUAACUGCACCAACUCUAAAGGCACUUUAUGUAACACAUGGAAGUCAUAUCUGUUUUUUAUCAUAAACAUUAAUGUGAUUAUAUUCCUUCUCACUGCACAUGUCUUUCUGGUGCAAUAUCUAUCAAUUGUGAAUUUGGCUGCUGCUGAUGUAUAAAAGAAAAAAAACAGAUGUAGAGCUGAGCCUGCAGACAUGUUCUCACCAGUUGUUUUUGUGAUUUAUUUUUUACUUAAUCACAAAGAUUUAUUUAAUAUACACUGCUAUCUAAUCAGUUUUGUUACUAUGACAUGUUGCAUGCUUAAACUAUAAUGUCUGAGUUGCAUCUGUUGUGUGAUGGAUUAAAAGUGAAAGAUUUGCAUUUGAUCCACUGAAGUUAAGUGGUUAUCAUACGACCAGGAGCAGGUUUGAGGGUGUGGCUUUAGCAAUUGGAGUGUGGUCAGUUUUGUAAGUUUUGCCCACAUACUUGCUACGUACAGGGUUUUUCUCCCCCUAAGAAUCCAGUCAGUGCUUCCCAAGCAAGAUACCACAUGCCAAAACAGAAAAUUUCACCUCAUUGCCGACAGCUUUGUUACUUGCUCUUUCCCCUGCCCUGCACGUGACACCCACGGGCAAGUACAGUGUACUGCUGAUAAUGAGUGGCAGUCCUUGACGGCAGAAACUUUAAAUACUUCAGCUACAAAGGCUACUGGAAGGAAACUUAAUGGUGGUAACAUUCAGCAAAUGUUUGCAUCUUAGCAAAAACUCUGAAGAGCUAAUAGGUACAUGGAGAAGCUCUUUUUUUAUUAUUGGAACAGAGGUUAGGAUUCAUUUUUUUAUGAAAUGUAUUUUCUGACAUUCCUUUCUGACAUUUUGCAUUUGGUGAGCAGAAAAGCUUAAAUGUGAGAAAGAAGUGGACUGCACCCUGAGUAGACAGGGAAACACUACACGGACGAUUUAUCUAAUGGGAAGGGGGGUGGGGAGGGCUAAAUCCAGUUAUUUACACUGUCUUUCUGUAUGUUAAGCAUUGCUCAUUACAGCAUGGACUCCCUCCAGGGAGGUGUCAUACUGCAGAAUCUCUUUUAGGGGGAGGGAAGAAAAAAAAAAAAUCUCUUUACCUGGAGGAUCUUUAUGUCAUUGGAGGUUAUGUUCAGGUCCAGUGCCCUGUAUCAGAACCUUAAGAACACCUGGAUUUUUUUGUUACAGAAUUGACAUAUAAUCUCAUUAUAGAUGGAGGAUGUGAUCGUGCAGUAGUUAAGUUGGGGUGGAACUAGAAGUCAGGUUGUGUUUUGAAUCUGAUACUCCUCUUGUUGUGAUCUUGCUUUACUCCCUUCCCUUCCCUCAUCCUCAAAUUCUAAAACAGAGUUUACUAAUACUUACCUACAGCAGAGUCCUUUCAGACAGUAGAUGCUGAUAGGUAUCAAGAAUUACACAGUGACAUCAGACUAGAAAGGGCUUUUUUUUGUUGUUGGGGUCAUUUGUGUUUGUGGGUUUCUAUAGAAAAUUUAGAGUGAAUUAGCCUAACAUCUUUCAGAUCCACUUACCUACACAAGCUGGCAGACGCUGCAGAAAAAUCCCCUAGGUAUUACAAUAGGGAGUGACUUACAGUGUAGGAAGCAUAACUGAUGUGUGCUUGGAUUGGUUUAUUUUAAGAGAGGAGAUUUUUCAUUUUUUAGGAAAAAGUUUAACAUUACAAAGAAAGCCCUCGAGGUUUGCCAUUAAUGUGGCUGGUAGCUUUGAUUGCACCAUGGGAAAUGGUCUGAACUAACUCGGGCAAUAGUGUCAAUGAAAGCUGAUAUGUAGUGUCCCCCAUGGACUUGUACAGCUCAUGCUGAAAUUUGUGCCAUUUUGGCUUUUUUGCCAUUAAUGCAAACAGUUAAAUAAAUGGUAAUUCCUCUUGUGCCUGCACUUUGGCAUCGCAGCUCCCACCUCCACUGCAGACCUACUGCCCUUGUGCAGAGCUGGUGCAGCACCACAGUUAUCUCCCUCAGCUUUUGUUUUGCAGCCAGUUUGUUCAACAUGCCCUCCAGCAAAUACAAGAGUCAGGGUGAACACACCAGAAACUAAGGCGCUGGCUUUCUGCUAGCUGAGCUAGCUACACUGUUACUGCACAGCACUGCUGCCUUUUGCCUUUAGGGGUGCAGCUCUGCAAUACUGCAGGCACUUCCAUGGUAGAAGCGGAACGACCCAUUUCGUGUUGGGGCCCAUAAAUAAUCUAGAUUCCAUGUCUGGAAGUUAGUGUGAUUAUGUGUAGGGUAAGCUGAUGUGAAUUGCUCAGGCCAGACCCCUUGGUGCAUAAAGCUUUUAUGUUGUGUAUCAGAAGCUGCCUUGUUACCUGUAAUUAACAGGCUGUUACUGAGAAAGCUACAUCCAUAACAGUCUUGGUUUGGUCUGUAUUUUGGGUUUUAGCCAUCAGUGUAGUUACAUAGAUCUAGCUGGGCUGAUGGAAAUCUCUAGUAAAAUGUACUCUUGGUGGCUACCUUGAUGGCUAAACCCUGGGGCAGAUAUGCACCUUGCAUCAGCCAAAAAGUUAAGAUCUCCUAUAGUGUGACAAAACCCAGGGCAUUUUUGCAGUGAACUGUAUGAGGCCUGGUAUAUGUCCUUAGCUUUGCAAAGCAGCACCUGCAGAGAAAAUUCGUUUUCUCCUACACAGCUCUGUAACAUAAAGCCUAAGUGCUGUUACUGAGAGCCAAGACUGGAUUCCAGACUUCCCUUUCUAACACACUGUAGACAGCUGGAAUCCUCCUGAAACUCAUGCAGCAAAGCCUGAAGGAGCCUUUUUAAAAAAGUGUCCCAAUAUGUCAUUUACUUAAAAUAGCAUCUAAAACAUAAUAAAGCAACUGCUCCAAUAGGACUUGUACCAUAAUACAGUGCCUUUCUUAACACAGUUAAUUUGCCUUAAUUUACUCUUGUACACUCAUAGUUCAGCCCAUUCACCACAAAAUGACCCAAGAGUAUUUUAAUAGCUUCUGUCCAGCUCCAAUGUUUGGUCAAUAAAUAGUAAUCAUGAAGCUGGUACAUACAGCAUUAUUUGUCUGCUUUUGAGAAGCCUUAAACAAUUCAUGAACACUUAGUCACAUUAUAGCAUAUGGAGCCCUGUAGCUGUCACCUCUUGUUCACGGCAAGGCUUUUAGAUCCGAGUGCCCUGUGAGGUUGCCAACUAAUUAGUAUACACUAUACCUAUCACAGUAACUCUAGUUUGCAUUGCUAGCUGCUGGAAAUUGCUUCUACAUAAUGCAAUGCAACAAAAUCUGGUACUUUAACAUUAUUUUUUCCAUCUCUCUCCUCCUGACUGCUCAGCCCUUUCUGACUGAUAAUCGUGGCUGUGGAGUUCAGGUUACCUUUUUCUGAUGCCAUGGGUGAAGCCCUGAUGUCUCUAAAAGGGCCAGGAAUUGUUAGGAAAUGCAAAACUAGGGAGCAGAAGGUGAGGUGGGGAGAGAAACUGGAUAGUUGGUCUGCAUUUCUAAUAGUCAAAAAUAAGUAAUGAAGCCCCUGUGAAUGCUAGAGCUAAUUAUUAGUAUGUAUAGUGCAAGAAAGGUAGAAUUACCAGAUUGGACAUCCUAAGUGUACAUUAGUUUUCUUCUCUUGUUUGUUAAUAAAAAAGAAAUUUCCUUUUGUAUAUAAAAUUACAACAAAACCCCUACAGUCUUCAGCUCUCUGUUAUGAUGUUGCACUAAAAAGUGAUGCAUGUUUGAAAUGCAUGGGGAACUUACUUAUAAAACUGGAAUUUAACCAUAUUAAUGUUACAUACCGAUCAGAUCUGUCAUACUGCACAUACAGCCUUGUUAGAUAACACAGCCAUCAAUGCAAAUCAUAUUUAGUCAUAUGUCUAUCUAUAGACAUCUAACCAAUCUGUUUCUCCACUGAUCUUCCACUUACAUGUUUUUUUUUCCUUUUCCAUAUUAUUUCCCUGUAGCCUUUGCUCCUUUUUUCUUAACAUUUUAUAUAUAUGUAUAUAUAUAAAAUAUACACUGUAUGUAGCCACAUACAAUAGUGUGUUGCAUUUUUAUACUUCUUAAAUCCAUUCUGUUGGAUUGAAAGAGGCCUGUGAGCAGUCUGUCUCUGGCAGCUCUAUCGCAGACACGCCAUGGUGGGUAGGUUAUGAUUCUCAGACCCCAAACGGAAAACUCCAGAAAGUGAUGUUAUGUUCUGUGUUUGUGAACCUAAAAUUUUUACUCAAAUUUAAACCGGAGAUUAUUAAUAUCUCCAAAGGUGAAUAAGAGUUUCAAACAUUCCAGAUAAAUUCACACUUUCAUAAUUUUUUUUGUAAAAUUGCCUCAUAGUAGGCAGCAAUUCAAAAUUAUGCUAAACUACCUUAAAAUUGAUUUUAAAAAUACUACUUACAGAUAAUGCUCAUUUUCACAAUUAAAAUAGCUUUAAACUGUGGUUGGAUUUGAUACACUGUGGGGAAAGGUUUUUGUUUAAGGGCAAAAAAUCAUUUUUUCCAUUUAUUUUCUUAAGUGAAGGAAAUUGUAGUUUGUUCUCCUGACAGCAAAAGCUCAAUGUGACAAAAUGAAGUUGUUGUAAUGAAAUGAUGCAACUUAAAUAUUUAAUAAAGAAUUAUGGAAGCUAGAGCAUUUUAUACUUCAAAUAUAUUUUUUGUCUAACUGAA